Molecule: messenger RNA, 1712 nt
Organism: Aspergillus candidus
Lineage: Eukaryota; Fungi; Ascomycota; Eurotiomycetes; Eurotiales; Aspergillaceae
Product: dienelactone hydrolase
Exons: 4
Coding region: 193-1536 (447 amino acids)
Biological process (GO): polyketide metabolic process
Source: RefSeq, a predicted model, not a curated record
ACAAUGUCAAUUCAUUUCGAUCUCCAUUUAUAUCCAUGGGUCAGUCUCCCGUCCGGUUCGGUCAUGCCGUUGCCACAGCGUUGGCUUGAUUUAUAUGGAUAAGAGGAGACUUUUCAACUACUCACUAGAGGUGUAUUUACCACCAUCAGUUCGUACAGUCUGAUCGACAUCUUAGUACCAGUGUGAAACAACAUGGCCACUAUAUCCAUCAACGCCCCCGGAGCCAGCGGCUUCCUCUACAACAAUGCCUCCAACGUCGCCCGACUAUGCAUCUCAGCCGAAACCCCUGACUUCGACGCCGUCUUUCUGCGCGAGUGGCAAGACGAGGGCUUCGAGGUCGUAUAUAUCCCUUAUAACGGGGGCGGCAAGGAAUACGAGCAGCAGUUACGCUCUGUGAAGGAGGGUUUGGGCGUGGGGGAGAAUUACGCUGUUCUGGCCUUCGGCGACGCAGCAAGCUACUGCCUCGACUACUACCUUAAGCCCACAGCGUCCAGCCGCCUCUGCGCCCUAAUAGCCUACUACCCGACCGCGAUCCCAGACACGCGCUCACGGUUCGCGCCCUCCCUGCGCGUCCUCGUCCACCUAGCCGGUACAACCGUCGACGUAGUCACCACGCCGACUGCGCUAGGUCUCCAGGGUAAAAAGCGGCGCGCGACCCGCGAGAUCAACCCCGGUAUUGGAACCGGCGAGCGUCUGAACUUCGGGUAUCCGGCCUAUACGUAUGAGGUUGAGCCUGGGUUUGCGGAGCAUGACCUCGAUGAGUUCGAUCGGUUGGCGGCGAGUCUGGCGUGGUCGCGGUCGUUGGGGGUUUUGAGGAAGGCGUUCAAUAAGGAUUUGGAUCUUGAGGCGAGGUGGGAGGAGCAUUUGGAUGCAAAAUUCUUUUCCAUGAAAAUCUCCUCCACAAUGGAACCCUACGUCAACCACCUCACCCCCACAACAACAUACACGCCCACGCUGAGCGGUGGAAUCGGCGCCCACGCUCUCCGCCGCUUCUACGAGCACCACUUCCUGCGCCAGCUACCUCCCUCCAUGCACCUACGGCUAAUUUCACGCACGAUCGGCGCGGACCGUGUCGUCGACGAGCUGUACACGUCUUUCGAGCACACGCAGGAGAUUCCGUGGCUGCUACCUGGUGUCGCGCCGACAGGUAAACGCGUUGAGAUCGUGCUUGUCAGUAUUGUCAGUGUGCGCGGGGGAAGGCUUUACUCUGAGCAUGUGUACUGGGAUCAGGCGAGCGUGUUAGUUCAGGUAGGAUUGCUGGAUCCGAAGCUGCUGCCGCGCGAGGCGCAGGAUAAGACGGAUCGGAUGCCUGUUGUUGGGAGGGAGGCUGCGAGGCGGGUCUUGGAGGAGAAUCCGGAGGAGGAGGGGCAAGGGCGUCGCGAUUAUCAUAACCGGUUGAUUCGGAGGGCCAGGGGGAAGAAGCCGGGGCCGGAGGUCGGUAAUGCUAAUGGUGGGGAGGAGUCUACUGGUAGUGGAGGAGGAGGAGGAGGAGCACAGUCCAAGGCGACGGUGGAGGACGCGCAGAAUGAAGAUUGACAGACUACUAAGAGUCCGAACCACGAAAUGUAUACCCUAUCGUCUAUGAUGUUUCUCGUCGCGGUGUGGUGGUUGGGACUGUGCUGUGCUGGUCUUUUCCUUUGUCUAGAGUAUUGGUAUCUGCGGUUGAAGGGCUGCUUUCGUUUUAUAUCUGUGUUCAGGAGGAGAUCUACCAC